This is a messenger RNA of Hydra vulgaris (swiftwater hydra), 863 nucleotides long. The record is from RefSeq and is a predicted model, not a curated record. NCBI's taxonomy places the organism in Eukaryota, Metazoa, Cnidaria, Hydrozoa, Anthoathecata, Hydridae.
CUUUAAACAUUCGUAUUUAACUUGUUAAUAAAAUGGAUAAAAAUAAAAGUAGUGAUAAAAAAGAAUUUCAAUUAAAUACAGAAGCUUCAGAAAUAUCUGUAAAAUUAGUUCGUGAAAUAUUCUCUGAGAUGUUUAAGAAACAGCAAAAAGACAUUCUCAAACUUAUUAGUGGUAAUUUAAAAAUUACAAAUAAAAGAAUUGAUGGACUGCUGAAAGAAAUAGCAGAAAUAAAAGAAACGUGCAAAACUUUACAAAUUGAAAAUAAUUUAAGAAAAUCUGAAAUGGUAAAAACAAAUGACAGAGUCUCAAUAAUUGAACACAGUCAAAAAGAUAUUGAACACAGUAUCACUUUUACACAAGAUAUCCAAGAGGAGAAAAUCAAUAAAAUUGAAAAAAAAAUUGUCACAAAAGUAGCAUUUAGUGUAGAAGAAAAAAGUAAGCUGCGACAACUUGAAGAUCGACUGAGAAGAAAUAAUUUGCGCCUUGAAGGAAUAACGGAGAGCGAAUCUGAAAGUUGGAAUGAAUCUGAAGAAAAGGUUUUAAGUAUUUUUGAAAACAAACUAAAUGUAAGUGACGUGGUUAUUGAAAGGGCUCAUAGAACCGGAAAAACUGGGCAAAGUAAACCUAGAUCAAUCGUGAUAAAACUUCUGAACUACAAAGAUAAAGUUAACAUAUUAAAAAACUCGAAAAAAUUAAAAGGAACAGGAAUAUUUAUAAACGAAGAUUAUUCUUUGGAUACCUUAAACAUGCGAAAAACUCUUUUUGAAGAAAUGCGAACUCACAGGACAAAUGGUAAGUAUUCCGUCGUUAUUUAUGAUAAAUUAGUAGUUAAAGAUUUUAAAAAAUCACUUAAAAAAGCCUAA